GCCGAGCGCUGCCAGCGCGCCCCGUCGCCGCCGCCGCCCCGUUAGAGACCCGCCGCCCGCCAAGGAGGGGAGAGCGCGACAGCCGGGAGCACGGGAGAGGGAAGGGCCCUCCCCCCGCCGCCAACCCUCUUCUUCUUCCUCCUCCUCCUCCUCCUUCUCCUCCCCCGCCUCCGCCUCCGCCUCCCGGCCGGGAAGAGCUCGCCGCGCCCGCAGCAGCCCCGCUGGAUGCACUGAGCGCUCGGGCGCGGGGAGAGGGGCAGGAGGGAGCCGGGAGCCCCGCCGCGGAGGCGCUGCGCUGCCCGGAGGCUCGCGGCCAUCUGCUUUAAUUCUUUUAUUUCAAUCCCCCCCCCCGCCCGCCGGUGGCUGGCUUUGCCCCUGCCUCCUCCUCUCUGCCCGCGGGAGCCAGCCGAGGCGGCGGCGGCGGGGGCUGCAUUUUUCCGCCCCCCCCCUCUUUUUUUUUUUUUAAUUUUUUUUUUUUUUUUUUAAUUUUCGUCGCCGCCAUGGGAUGUACCCUGAGCGCCGAGGAAAGAGCCGCCUUGGAGCGGAGCAAGGCCAUCGAGAAGAACCUGAAGGAGGACGGGAUCAGCGCCGCCAAAGACGUGAAACUCCUCCUGCUCGGGGCCGGAGAAUCGGGGAAAAGCACCAUCGUGAAGCAAAUGAAGAUCAUCCAUGAGGAUGGCUUCUCUGGAGAAGACGUGAAGCAGUACAAGCCAGUGGUCUACAGCAACACUAUACAGUCACUGGCAGCUAUUGUACGUGCCAUGGAUACCUUGGGCAUCGAAUACGGUGAUAAGGAACGACGGGCUGAUGCCAAGAUGGUCUGUGAUGUCGUAAGUCGGAUGGAGGACACAGAGCCCUUCUCUCCCGAGCUGCUGUCAGCUAUGAUGAGACUCUGGGCAGACUCUGGGAUCCAAGAAUGCUUCAACCGAUCCCGGGAAUAUCAGCUUAACGACUCGGCCCAAUACUACCUAGACAGCUUAGAUCGAAUUGGAGCUGCAGACUACCAGCCCACGGAGCAGGAUAUCCUCCGAACCAGGGUCAAAACAACUGGCAUUGUAGAAACCCACUUCACAUUCAAAAACCUCCACUUCAGGCUCUUUGAUGUUGGGGGCCAGCGGUCAGAACGCAAGAAGUGGAUUCACUGCUUUGAGGACGUCACAGCGAUCAUUUUCUGCGUCGCACUGAGUGGCUACGACCAGGUGCUCCAUGAAGAUGAAACCACGAACCGCAUGCACGAAUCACUGAAGCUUUUUGACAGCAUCUGCAACAACAAAUGGUUCACAGAUACGUCUAUUAUCCUCUUUCUAAACAAGAAGGACAUAUUUGAGGAGAAAAUUAAGAAAUCUCCACUGACUAUCUGCUUUCCUGAGUAUACAGGCCCAAACUCUUUCACGGAGGCGGUGGCUUACAUCCAGGCUCAGUACGAGAGCAAGAACAAGUCCCCCAACAAGGAGAUCUACACGCACAUCACCUGUGCCACCGAUACCAACAACAUCCAGUUCGUCUUCGACGCCGUCACAGAUGUCAUCAUCGCCAACAACCUGCGGGGAUGUGGACUCUACUAAAGCCCUCUCCUCCCCUCCUCUCCUCGCGCCCGCCGGGAGCAUCCUCCGGUCCCGCGGACAGGUCCUCUCUCUUUCUUUUUUUUCCUCCUCAGAAGAUGAUGAGGAAGAAACACGUAAAUCCCUUCUCCCGUCCCAGACAACUCUGCAGCAAGUUCUGCUUUCCCCAGCCCCAUUUUAUUUUAUUUUGGUUUAUUUUUGGUUCAUUCCCUUGUUGCCUCAUUCUACUCCUCCGUUCCAAUUCACAGUGCUGUAGAGGGAGCUAACGCGUUUCCCACAAAGUGCAUGUCAACUGCCAAAAGACAAAAAUACUGAAGUUUUAAAAAAAAAGAAAAAAUCAAAGCCUUAAAAUACUGGUCAGCAACAGUGUAGUUUGGAACUGAAACUUCUUUUUUUUCUCCUUGAAAUUAAGGGAUAUUUUUAAUUCUCCUGGUUAUUUAUCUUUUUUUUAAAACACUAUUCCUUUGGGAAGUGCUAGAUACAACAUGAUCAUUUUGAGGGUACCUUACGGCUCCAGUUCCUAUCCCAAAGCUGGAGGGGUCGGUGUUGAACGCAGCCGCUGCAGCUUGGAUUUGUAUAUUCUCCUUUUUUCCAGACAGCUAUUUGAACAAGUAAAACAGCCAUAUCGAGUUCUGCUGGUGUCUGAGUAAGAGGGACACAGUAACAAAACCUACUAAGCCUUGUAUAAAAGCAUUCGUUACCGGUAACAGUUUUACCUCAAGUUUUUCAAACUUAAUGUUAAAAUUUGUCUAGUGGUUUCAGUAACCCAUUUCUUAGGCGCUUCGCUGGAUGCCACGGAGCUGCUGAGCUAGGCAGGGCAGUGGAAGCUGGGCUCGGACCCCUGGAGCGUAGGCAGCAAGGAUGCCCCAGGGAUGGUGUCCUGAUGGGGACCCUGCGCCCGGGGGCAUCCUGGCGAGGAUGCCAGCCUGGGUACCCAGCGACCUUUCCCAAAGCACCUCCCAGCCUAAGGGAUUUCAGCACGACCAAUGCUCCUGCAAACACACAGCAUCUCUUUCUAAACUUUGGCCCUGAAAUGUUGGAGUGCACCAAAAAUAUUUAGCCCUGGCUUCUUGUAGGCAGGGUUUGACCUUCAAGUAACUGAAAUGCAGAGAGGUGCCUUGGGAAACCUCACCGUGCUUGGGUGACAGCAAGGUGUGCAGGAGCCUUGCGGCUCUUUAUCGCACCUCGGGCAUCUAAAUAACCUUGAGAAGCCCAGCCUUGCACUCUGAGCCUCCUCGGCCGAGCAGAAGCAGGUAGCUUGCCUGUGUCAUCUCCUGCCUGGGUGUCCAAGAGAGACAGCUCCAGGUUUGGAUGCCAGUCAGGUCAUCUCUUUACCAGUAUCUACAGCGAGAAGGAUGGUCUGUACUGGCUAGGUAGUGGCGAGGGAAGGCUCAGGGAGCUGAUUUGAGCCAAGUGAUGGAGGAGGAAGGAAAAGCGCAAGGAAGAGAGGGAAGGAAGGGCAGGAGAAAAGGGCAAGAGUAGUGCCCAGCACAGCAAAAUGUGGGGGCACAGAGGGGAGAACAAACGCGGCUGGGCUGGGGUAUGUGUGGCCAUCCAUCUGCCAUCACCAAGAGCUCCGGGUGCCAUUGGGGUGAAGGCAGAGGGGAGUGUGAGAGGUGGGGUGUCACCUCUGGGAGCGUGGAGGGACCCUUAGAAGUCCACCCUGAAAGCUUGUUUGGUGUCUGGGUGAGAUGGCCACCUCCAAGGUCCCACUCGGCAUGGUACCUGGUGGCAGGUAGGCAACGCUGAUCCCUGCCUCUUCUCUGCCUCUCUUAAAAGUCCACGAUCCUGGAAAACGUUGAGUCUUUCCAGACCAGACACAAGUUCAACUGUCCUCUCUUGGGAGCCCAGACCAGGGGUGUCUUUCAGGUCUCAGGAGGUCUGAGUUUUCUCCAGUGCCAUGCCUGAGAGGGACAAUAUCUCUUCUCUCACUGUGCCCAUGUAGGAGAGAUGGUGUGAGAGCAGUCUGAAGCAGCGCAGCCCAAAGGAAAGGGGCCAGGUGAGCAUCGGUGUGCGGAAGGCAGGGAAAGGAGCAGGUACAGUGGCAUGGGAUGGAGAGGACCGGCGGAGGAGGUUUGGGAGAGAAGUUGCAGAAGGGAGAUGAGGCAGGUUGAGGCAGCAGGGAGGAUGGGAAGAGAAGGGCACCUGGGAGCCGGAGGAGAGUCCCCAUCAGAGGUUGUGCUCUGCUGGGACAGUGCUCGUGGGACGUCUGUGACAAAACCCCAGCCAGGGAUGUGAGGGGCAGCACCCCAGGGCAAACAGGGGAGGCCUGCAGAGGAAAACAAGGUGGCUCUCACCCAUCUAACCAGCUCACAGCCCAGCAUGGUUGGCAGCUGUGUCAGUAACCCCCUAAAUAGCAUUAAAUGAUAAAACUGUAUUUGGUAUUGCACAGUGAGGACCCACUGCGGCUCUGCUGGACACUAACAGCAAUAACGCCAGGUCUCUGCCUCCCCUGCUCUGGCACAAGUGAGUACCCACCUUUCUCUUCACCAUCUCAGCCUUAAAAUACCUCCAGUGGCAUCAGCUCCCACAGAUUGCUGGCCGGCCAGCAAAGCCAGGAGCCCCUCUCUGCUCCUCACACCACAUCCCACCCCCACGUCUUGUUUUCCCAGGUCCCAGCCCCUCUCCCAUCUCCAUGUAAUGCUGGCACACUCUGCUGUACAACCCUAAACCAAAGGAACACGGAACACAAGGCCUUCGCAUGUUGUUGUAGCUGGUUUAGCUUAGGAUUUUCAGAGUCAAUGGGAAGGUUUUCCAAAGAAAGGAUUCCCAAUGGGAAGCACCUGCUCAGUUCUCUGGUUCCUUGGAAGGGACCAGCCAAUGGCAAUGGGACGGUGCUUCUGCCACAGGAGGGGCAGGGAAUUACCUGGAGCGAUGCAGAGGGAUCAGGAUGCUCCUGGAGCUUGUCCCAUGCGGGUGGCCAAGUCCCACCAGUAACACCUAGCAUCCAAAUGUGCGUUAAGUGUCAAAAUGAGGGCUGAAAAGCUGAAUGUUAGUUACAUUUGGUAUGUAAAGUAUAGGUAACUGGUAGACCCAGAGUGCAGCGCCAGACCUGCAUGCUGUGGUGCGCUAAGGGCUUGCACCGGCAGUGAGGCAAGUCUUAUAUUAAGCUCUGUCAGAAGAGUUUCAGCAGCAGCACUAGAAUUUUGGAGAUUUUCUGUUCCCACCCCUUGCUGUGGGUGACAUUUUAUCCAAGCAAAUAAGUAACAGAAGCCAUUCCCAGUGAAGGCAGCACCAAGCCAAGGCUUCUGGAGUUCCCAGCAUAAAGCACACAGGACUAUUUUGGUAAAGACAAUUUAAAUUAACUCAACCCCCAACUCUACCAUAUGCAGCCGAGUCACCAGUGCCGGCUUGGUGCGCUUGUGCCACACUCCGGGCCGGGUUCAGGCAGCCUGUGCCCAGCCGUGCCGGCUGAGAAGUCCAAACCCCCUCCUGCCCCAGACCCUCCGCAGCUCCAUCCAGCUGGUUCCCUGGCACAUUGGUGAUAACCAACGGCUGGUGCUCCAUGGGGAGAAAAGGGAGAAAAAGAGGAGGAAAUAUUGACACACAGAGCCUUUUCUUUCAUUUUCUUUGGCAUAUUGUAUGUCUAAAGCUUCAUUUCAGCUGCUGCUGCUGACAUUCCCUCCCUCACAUGAGUGUCAUGAGGAUUCUCUGACAAAGGCUGGAAACAGCAUUUGGAAGAUGAAAUGCUUCCAGUGUUAAACACUACUAUUUCUCCCGCUUGAUGACUGUGUAUAGAUUUUUGUCUCCAGAACGCCUGCCAAAGCAUUACUCACCACUGGCUUUCUGCAUCCUCCCAAGCCUUUUCUGACAGAUGUGCUUUCCGCAGGCAAUCUUUUGCCCUGUGCUUUUUCUAAACACCAGCAAUCCUUGCAGCAAUUGCCUAGAAAGAAGACCUUGAAAUAAAUCGCCUGCUUUCAAAAGCCCUCUUCUUAAUAGCCACUUGUGCUUUGCAAUUGCAAUGCUCCAAAUCCAGACCCUCAGAGGCCCUGAGUUGUGUUUUAAUUUGCAUCCUCCAUGUAGCAGGGAUGUUGCAACUGGUACAGCUGCAUCAGAAAUCAUACCAGGGCGUGGGGGACAUAUUUUAAAAGCACAGAAUUGAAACAGCUACAUAUAGACCCUGCUGCCCUUCAAAGCUAAUGUGGGAAUUUGCAAAAGAUGCCCUUUUUGGGAUGCAGGAGGUUUUUAAUGGCUCAGGUCACUUGUCCAGCAGCAGCAUCUGAGGGGUGUUGUGUUGAAAGUAGCGUUAGCAACUCGCAAUGAGCUUCAGACAGCAGCAAAAAGAAAGAAGGAAGCCCCCGGCUUGCUCCAUUGGCAAUGAGAGCGUCCGGUGUGUGGAGCCAUGAGACAAAAAAAAUGCAAAUAGCUCUUUUACUUAAACAACAAUUUCAGUGAAAGAGAGAAGCCUGUAGAAGGAAAGCCUUGAAAUGAGCCUGUAGCUGAGGCUGCAAGGUUAAGCUGCAGAGCACCGUGCUCCUUGGGAGGAUGCAGUAGCUGGGCUUGUUAGGAGAACUAGCAAUAAACACGUACUGGGAAAGCACACGUUAAAAUACAGCCACAUACUCCAAAGGCCAGUUUCUUCUUCAGCAAAUAGAGUUCACACUCUUUUUUUACAUAUGGCCGGAGGAGCCCAGCCGAGCGGCAGGGCAGCGGGACCACUUGGCGAGGCCAUCUGGCCCCUCCGUCUGCUAGCACCAGACUGUCCCUGCUGCCCCUGCCCUCCCACGGGGCCGCAGCCAGGUCUAGCAAGGGGUCAGUCGGCUUCCCACCACUGCCAUCCCAGAAACUCUUCCAACUAAACCUCUCUCAGGAGUUUUGUAUGAGAAUUAGCUUCUUGCCUUCAGCCAACCUUCCUGGAUUGCCACCCAGCCUGUCCCUCCACAGAGGGGAGAGCAUCCUCAGGAGGAGGCUGCCGUGCCUCCUCAGUAGAUGUGAUUUUGUUUUACAGGACAAUAAAAGUAUUAAUGAGAGCAGUCUAUACUGUAAUGUACAUUAAAGUGUGUCUGGUGGUUUUAAUCUAUUGUGGCAUGAGCCCAGUGCUUGCCCGCAAGGGAACAGACAUUGUUCUUAGGCCAGGAAUGCAAUCUCCAAGAGGUCAGGACAGGACAUAGAAGAUGUCCUUUUGCCAAAACAUCCCCGUGUGCCCAGUCGCUGCCACGUAGAGCAUUGGGCAGCUCGACAAGGCACGGGAUUCAGCUGCGGGUGGCAGACAUCACCCCAGGGCAUUUUGCAGUUGAUGCUGUAAAAGGGACCAAACCUGCACUGUUAGCCUGUGCGAUGUGUCCAAGUAUUUUGUGGCCAAAAAAAUCUCCUGGAGCCAGGGAGAGUUGUUGAGUUCCUGGGAACAAGGCUGACCAUUUGUCAAGUUGAUUAGAGAAGCUUAGUACUAGUGUGUUUGUGUCUUUGUCAUGGGCCAGGUUUGUCUUCAGGCUUACGACCAAAAACUCCACAACCAUUUCCAAGGAGACAAAACCACUUGUUAACAAUCUGAUGCCAGAAGCAUCAAGGUCAGUAGAGACAGUGCUGCUGAGCAUCAUCCCGAACCGCCCAAACCCAUCACACACUUGCAUUCCCAAUGUGCACACAAGAAAGCAGAGACGUGGUUCAGGUAGCACAAAAGAGUGGACCAUGGUCCUGCCUCUACCUCCCUGGAGGAAAGAGCAGACAGAAACACUCUCCCAAAGCGCCCCAAGACUUGCAUGUACAUUAUUUCUGAGCUCCUGCGAUGACACGAGAUAAUUGAUGCUGACAGAUAUAGGUACGUGACCUAUGUAAGAUGUUAUGCUGAGAACGUGGCUACGGAAAGGGACUUCUCACAGGACCGCUCACGUCUGACCCAGCAGCCUGUGAGAUCUUUAUUUGUGCUGCAAAGGCUAGCUAGCAAACACAUGCAAGUAUGACCCUUAAACACUGAUGCAUUAGUAAGAGGAGGAGGACCAAAGCCUCCCAGCUGGCACCCUGCAAGCAGAGGGAGAUGGGAGGAAGCUGAACUGGAGACAGGGCAAAACCAUCUCCAUCUCCCAGAGAGAGCAGAUCAGAUCUCUACAGGCACCAGGUGCAGCAGACAUGGCGAGGAGAGACCCGGGGAGGAGGCGGAGGGCUGGGAGCCAGCGCGACGCUCUCUGCCCUGGCCCCUCUCCCACCCAGUGUCUUGGAAAUUAAUGUCAAGACCAAAUCCUGACUGUUCCGUAGCACAGGCAAGUGGCUCUGGGUCUAAACCCCCUGCUCCAGGUGGGGAGAGGAGAUCACAGCAGGUAACAACAUGAUUUUCAGCAUUGCCUGAGUCUCACCAGCUUUUCCAGUGCUGGAGCAACCCAGUGGCACUGGGCAAGCAAAUAAGGUUGUUUAAAGACCAGCCAUUGCCCCAUUAAAUAGCCCAGUCCCUAAUUUAACAUCCUCAGCCCUAUUCCCCCUACCUCCCUUUCCCCCCUUCGGCUCAACAAGGGACCGGUGACCAUCACCCUGCCUCUGGGCUGCCCGGUCCCCACCACACUUCUUUCCGAAGGAUCACUGGAGGCUGCCAUGAUUUUCCUUUUGCUGGUUUCCCGCUGAAUCGUUUCUCCUGCAUGUUUGAUGGCCCAAACUGUAUUAACUGUAAUUUUGUACGAAGAGUGACUGUCCAUUGGUUUAAUAGAGCAUUAGUUAUUGUAAUAAUUUAUUGGCUGUCGGUAAUGUAUUUAUUAGUUACAAAAUGUUAAUAAAGUGCCAGCUCUUUUCUA
Molecule: messenger RNA, 8281 nt
Organism: Aquila chrysaetos chrysaetos
Lineage: Eukaryota; Metazoa; Chordata; Aves; Accipitriformes; Accipitridae
Gene: GNAO1
Product: G protein subunit alpha o1
Exons: 8
Coding region: 501-1565 (354 amino acids)
Biological process (GO): adenylate cyclase-modulating G protein-coupled receptor signaling pathway; G protein-coupled dopamine receptor signaling pathway
Cellular component (GO): heterotrimeric G-protein complex
Molecular function (GO): GTP binding; GTPase activity; G protein-coupled serotonin receptor binding
Source: RefSeq, a predicted model, not a curated record